This is a messenger RNA of Trachemys scripta elegans, 1527 nucleotides long. RefSeq names its product vacuolar protein sorting 4 homolog A (gene VPS4A). The record is from RefSeq and is a predicted model, not a curated record. Gene Ontology annotation, biological process: vacuole organization; endosomal transport. The transcript has 11 exons. The coding region runs from base 179 to 1492 and encodes 437 amino acids. Gene Ontology annotation, molecular function: ATP binding; ATP hydrolysis activity. Lineage: Eukaryota; Metazoa; Chordata; Testudines; Emydidae.
CCGCCGUCCUCGCUCCCCGCGUAGCCGCUGCGCGACCGGUGGGUCCCGGUUCGGUGCCGCCGCCUCCUGCCCGCCGCGCCGGGGCCUCCCCGCCCGGAGCCGGAGCCGGAGCCGGAGCCGGAUCCAGAUCCAGGCCGCUCGCAGCGCCCCGGGGACUCGGGCGGCACCGGGCGAUGAAAUGACAACAUCAACCCUGCAGAAAGCUAUCGAUCUGGUAACAAAAGCGACUGAGGAGGAUAAGGCCAAGAACUAUGAGGAGGCGCUGCGGCUGUACCAGCAUGCAGUGGAGUACUUUCUACAUGCCAUCAAAUAUGAGGCUCACAGUGACAAGGCGAAGGAGAGCAUCCGGGCGAAGUGCGUGCAGUACCUGGAUCGGGCGGAGAAGCUGAAGGAUUAUCUACGCAACAAAGACAAACAAAGCAAGAAGCCUGUCAAAGAGUCUCCAAAUGAUAGCAAGGGGAGCGACAGUGACAGCGAGGGCGAGAAUCCGGAGAAGAAGAAGCUGCAGGAGCAGCUGAUGGGUGCCAUUGUGAUGGAGAAGCCCAAUGUGCGGUGGAGCGAUGUGGCUGGCCUGGAGGGCGCCAAGGAGGCUCUGAAGGAGGCUGUGAUUUUACCCAUUAAAUUCCCACACUUAUUCACAGGUAAGCGUACCCCCUGGCGUGGGAUUCUGCUCUUUGGGCCCCCUGGCACGGGGAAGUCGUACCUGGCCAAGGCUGUGGCCACCGAGGCCAACAACUCCACGUUCUUCUCCGUGUCGUCCUCGGACCUGAUGUCGAAGUGGCUGGGAGAGAGCGAGAAGCUGGUGAAGAAUCUCUUCGAGCUGGCAAGGCAGCACAAACCCUCCAUCAUCUUCAUCGACGAGGUGGACUCUUUGUGCGGCUCCCGGAAUGAGAACGAGAGCGAGGCUGGCCGCAGGAUCAAGACGGAGUUCCUGGUGCAGAUGCAGGGUGUUGGUAAUAACAACGACGGGACCCUGGUCCUCGGUGCCACAAAUAUCCCCUGGGUCUUAGACUCGGCCAUUAGGAGAAGGUUUGAGAAGCGCAUCUACAUCCCCUUGCCGGAGGAGGCGGCCCGAGCCCAGAUGUUCAGGCUGCACCUGGGGAACACACCACGCAACCUGACAGAGGCCAACAUCCACGAGCUGGCCAGGAAGACGGACGGCUACUCGGGAGCCGACAUCAGCGUCAUCGUGCGCGACGCCCUCAUGCAGCCUGUCCGCAAAGUGCAGUCGGCCACACACUUCAAGAAGGUGCGAGGCCCGUCUCGAACCAAUCCCAGCGUAACCAUAGAUGACCUCCUGACCCCAUGCUCGCCGGGGGACCCCGGAGCCAUUGAGAUGACUUGGAUGGAGGUGCCUAGUGAGAAGCUGCUGGAGCCAGUGAUCUGCAUGUCAGAUAUGCUGCGCUCGCUGGCCACCACCCGCCCCACCGUGAAUGCAGAGGACCUCCUGAAGGUGAAGAAAUUCACAGACGACUUUGGACAGGAAGGUUAAAAGCUUCUGCCGUGGGGCGGGCGGGGAUGGCAGGG